AUCUCCCUACUAUACAAACACGAUACAUAUAAUAGCUUUACUCCUCGUGUAGUAAUCUAGUGAUGGCUUCAAUGUGUUUGUUUUCUUCUCCAUUAUAUAACCUUCCAAAAAAUGGUUUCAGUAAAAAGCAUGUUGAUACAUUUGGAAACCAACUAUUAUAUUCAUCACCAAAAACCAAAGUUGUGGCUGUUACAAUGGAAACAACCCCAAAAAUUACUAGAAGAUCAGGGAACUAUCCGCCCACAUUAUGGUCUCACGAUCAUCUUCAAUCGCUAACCAGCAAAUAUACGGGAGAGGAGUGCAUGGCAAGAUCAGAAGUUCUGAAAGAAGAAGUACGGACUUUGAUUGACAACGAAAAUUUAAAGUCCGAGAAUCCAUUAAGCAUACUUAAUUUGAUUGAUUAUUUGGAGCGACUUGGCAUAGCAUAUCAUUUUGUAAAUGAAAUAAGCAAUGCCUUGGAAGAUAUGUAUGAAUGCUACUACAAAAGUCCUGAAAAGUGGAUUGACAUGGAUUUAAAUCUUAAAUCCCUUGGUUUUAGGCUCUUGAGACAACAUGGAUAUCAUAUCCCUCAAGACAUAUUUGGGGACAUUAAGGCUAAAACGACUGGUAUCGUCAAGAGACACUCAAAGGAAGAUAUUGUUUGUAUGCUUAACUUGUACGAGGCGUCUUAUCUUUCGGUAGAUGAUGAACAUAUAUUGGAUAAGGCUAGAGAUAUCACAACCAAGUAUUUGAAAGCAAUUAGUCUAGAGAGCAUUGACGAUCAAUACAUUUCGUCCUUAAUAAGUCAUACAUUGGCUUUUCCACUUCAAUGGAGGGUUGCAAGAUUGGAAGCAAAAUGGUUUAUUGAGGCUUAUACGAUUAGAACCGAUAUGAAUCCCAUGUUGCUUGAGUUUGCCAAAUUGGACUACAACAUGGUCCAAGCAAUUCACCAACAAGAUUUGAAGCAUGCAUCAAGAUGGUGGAGAAGUACAAGUUGGGAUAAGAAGUUGAGCUUUGCUCGAGAUCGAAUCAUGGAGAAUUUUCUAUGGACAGUUGCUGUUAACCAUCGUCCUCAAUUUAGCGACCUAAGAAGAUCACUUGUUAAGAUUUUUUCCAUGAUUACUACCAUCGAUGAUGUGUAUGAUGUGUAUGGUACUUUGGAAGAACUUGAACUAUUUACUGAUGUUGUUGGCAGAUGGGAUAUCAAUGUGAUCGAAGAACUCCCUGACUAUAUGAAAACAUGUUUCUUUGUACUCCAUAACACCAUAAAUGAUAUCGCAUUUGAGACGUUUACUGAGUCAGAAUUCGUUAUCCUUCCUUACGUUGUGAAAGCUUGGGAAGAUUUAUGCAAAGCAUACCUAUUAGAAGCCCAGUGGUACCAUAAUGGAUACAUGCCAACACUCGAACAGUACUUGGACAAUGCUCGGGUGUCGAUUUCGGUUCCUUUGAUGCUGAUGCAUAUUAAUUUUUCAUUAUCAUUAGCAGUUUGUUCAACUGAAGAGGUUUUGCAAAACAUGGACAAAACUGAGAACAUUGUUCGCUACUCGGGCUUAAUUUUGCGAUUUGCUGAUGACCUGGGAACAUCCUCGGGUGAAAUGAAAAGAGGGGAUGUUCCGACAUCGAUACAGUGCUACAUGCAUGAGAAUGGUGCAACUGAAGAAGAAGCAAGAGCAUAUGUGCAAAUGUUAAUCUUGGAGACAUGGAAAAAACUCAACAAAGAACGUGCGGGUGCGGCUAAAUCUCUAUAUCUAAAGGAAUUUGCCGAUUGUGCCACAAACUUUAGUAGGAUGGCACAAUUUAUGUACCAAGAAGUUGAUGGCCAUGGUGAACGCCCGGACGUCACUAAAACUCAUAUCUUACCUAUCCUUGUCAACCCAAUCUAAUUAAGCAUCCAAAUAAUCUUGUGAAACUUUCAUUGGAGGUGCGUGACAUGGAAUAAUGGACUUUAUUUAGCUAGUGUUGCGUGUUUGUUUUUUAACUAUCUUCAUGUAAAUUGUUGAAUUUGGGAAUAAAGUUACUUAAAUUUAAAUUUAAAGCAAAAA
Messenger RNA from Erigeron canadensis, 2021 nucleotides. RefSeq names its product R-linalool synthase QH1, chloroplastic-like. Bases 63 to 1862 code for a protein of 599 amino acids. Gene Ontology annotation, biological process: diterpenoid biosynthetic process. Gene Ontology annotation, molecular function: magnesium ion binding; terpene synthase activity. Lineage: Eukaryota; Viridiplantae; Streptophyta; Magnoliopsida; Asterales; Asteraceae. The record is from RefSeq and is a predicted model, not a curated record. The transcript is spliced from 7 exons.